Messenger RNA from Neurospora tetrasperma FGSC 2508, 1178 nucleotides. RefSeq lists its product as uncharacterized. The transcript is spliced from 3 exons. The coding region runs from base 1 to 960 and encodes 319 amino acids. The record is from RefSeq and is a predicted model, not a curated record. NCBI's taxonomy places the organism in Eukaryota, Fungi, Ascomycota, Sordariomycetes, Sordariales, Sordariaceae.
AUGCCGAUCCUACUUUCUCUCAAACCAGCCUCCAACACAUUCGCAACCGACCUCAUCACAGCCGCUGCCACCCAAAUCAUCAACAACACAAAAACGAAACCGCGCAACCUCCCCGAAACCUGGUUCAACCCCAACAACAACAUUCAAACCCCCGCAAAAUCAGAAUCCAACAGCGAUGAGAUCCGACCUCCAGAUGGCCCCGGCGGGCUGAACAAGCCCCCAGACGAGCGCAAAGUCAAGCUAGGCAAAACCCUCCGAAUCCUCCAAGCCCACCUCCCAACCAUCCUCCAAUCCCCGUUGCCCACCUCCAUCCUCUCCCCCCAAAUCUCCCUCCACCUCUUCCCCUCCACCCACCCGCACCUCCCGACCGUCAGGGGCCGCGUCGCCUACAUUGCCGCCCUAUGGACCGCGCCCUUGGCCUGGAACCGGCUCCCAAUCAUCGGCAACGUCCGCCUCGAGAUCUUAUCCGAACGCAUGGUCGACCGCCCCCUUUACAAACCCCCGUCGCAAAACCGGCGCAUUGGCGCCUAUCCCGAGCAAUUGAUUGUGCGCUGGCGGACCAUCGGCAACGCCAAGAAUUGGGGCUUGAGUUUUAUCAAUGGCAGCGGCGAGGCAGGAAGUGACACGAAGGGGGUCAGGGAAACAGCGGACAAGGGAACGGCGACGGAGUAUAAAGCGCCGGUGGGCGAUGCGGAACCGUCGGCGGGGAGGGAUAACAGCAAGAAGUCAGAGUUCACGGGGCUGUUCAUCUUUGAGUUUGAUGGGGAGGGGAGGAUAUUGAGUCAUACGAUUGAGCAUGCGCAGCAGGAUGGGGAGGUUGAAAAGGGGGUGGGUGCGACGGUGGUUGGGUUGACGGAUUGGUUGUUGGGUGGGAUGAAGGGGGCGAGGGAAGGGGAAGGAGGAACAUGUCCGGCUUUUACGGCAAGGCAGGCUGAUGAAGCAGGUGGUGAGGUGAGGUGAUGCUGGUAGCUGGGUUUAUGAGGGACAUUGAUGGCAUUGGGAAUGGGAAACCUGGGGUUGGUGUGUUUUGGGAUGCAUGAUGAGGAUGAGGACGAUAAUGAAGGACCUUCUCAGGGCGAGAAGUGUGGUCCCACGCUGCCAAAGACAAAAGGGCAAGCAUUGUUUUACUGUACAACAAUAUGUAUUUCUAUAUCCAUGAUAUCUUCUCACCCCUUUUC